AUGAGUGAAUACGACGAGCCUCGUCGUUACCGAAGUGUGCGCACACGGGUCCGUGAUCGGGACGAGCCCGACUACGUGCGCGAAGAGACCUAUAUCGAACGUGGAAAAGCCGUGCGCGGCAACGAAAUUGCCUUUCGUGGACGUGACGACAGCGUUGAAGAGAUUCCACGUCACUUCCCUCCGCCAUUACGUGAAUACGAACGUUCAUUCCGGCGAGAAGACGACCGCCGCACUCGCAGUGCCGGAGGACGUCGCUACGAGGACGACUACGAAGAUGAUCGCUACACCGAGUACACCAAGUCAAGUCACAGACGCGAUCGAGACCGUCGAAGCCAUCGCGAUGAUCGCACCUACUAUAGCGACGAAUCCCGCUCUCCACCUCGGGAUCGUGAUCGGCCCCAGACCGGAGUUGAUAAGCUGGUAGAAAGUCUUGGACUCGGUGCGCUGGUCGGCGGAAUUCUCGGAAAAGACAAGGAGAAGGAGAAGAGUAGAGACCGAGAUCGAUCACCUUAUUCCGCUCGCUCUGGCCGCUCUCGUUCUCGCGGUCCUAGAAGUCGCCGCAGUUCGUCGUCGAGAAGCCGGGGUGGUCCUCAGACAGAACGCAAAUGGGCCCAAGCUGCUCAAGCCGCCCUGAUCGCCGGUGCAGUCGAGGCCUUCCGAAGUCGUAAGGAGCCUGGCCCUUGGGGCGGAGAAAAGGGCAAGCGCAUUGCAACUGCCGCCAUAGGCGCCGGUGGUUUCGAUCGCAUCCUGGACCGCGACCCAGAAAAGAAGUCCAAACGUCAUCUCGCUGAAGCUGUCGUGGGUGGUCUUGCUGUCAACCGGCUUGCAAAUGGUCCUCGCUCUAAGUCUCGUGGCCCUGAUGCACGCAACUUCUCGCCUGACUCUCGCCGAUCGCGCAGCCGUAGCCGCAGCGGACUGAGCAUUCGCUCACGCAGCCGCAGCGUCAUCGAUCGAUUCCGAGGACGUUCGGAAUCGCGUGGCCGUGCACGAUCGGUUGAAGGAGAGGAGAAGAAAUCCACGACCGACACCAUCAAAGGCGUUCUCGCUGGUGGCGCCGCAGCGGUAGGUGCCAAAGCAAUCUAUGAUCGAGUUCGAUCAAAGUCUCGCAAGCGACGCUCGCCUUCGAACUCUAGUGCAGACUCGUACGUCCCUUCCCGCAAUCGUCGCCGAGACGGCCGUCGCUCACCACCUUCAGAUACACGCGGUACUCGCCAGAUAGACGGAGCUACCGAUCGCGAUCGCGGUCUCGAUCGCGGUAUUAGUCGCGCUGGGAGCGCCAACAACGACGGCACCAACAAUCGCGCGUUGGUCGGAGCUGCUGGCGCCGGCGCAGCAGCCGGUGCAAUCGGCUCCCGCGACAGGAAGAAAUUGGACGAGUUGGAUGAUGGAAAUGACAGUAGUAGCACAACUGACAUGGAAAACAAGCGUAAGAAAAUGAAAGGCAAAGAACUCAUUACGGCCGGUCUCGCCACCAUCGCCACCAUUCACGCCGCCCACGGCGUCUACUCUAGCAUGGAAGCCCACGAGAAACGCCACAAGCUCGUCGCCGAAGGUGAGAUGACCCCUGAAGAAGCUCGCAAGAAACAAACCAAAGCCUGGAUCCAAGACGCCGCCGCCGUCGGUAUUGCUGCGCUGGGUAUCAAGGGAGCCUUUUCGGAAUGGAAAGAGAUGAAGGAACAACGGUCCGAAAUCCGCGAAAUCGAAGAGCGCAAACGCCUCCGCCGCAAAAAGGUCCGGGAGCGCCAGAGGCAAGAGGAACGCGAGCGCCACGAACGUAUGAUGGCUAUCAUGGAAAAGAACCCUCAACUCGCCAUGAACUACCAGAUGAUGCAGCAUAGCGGCAUGCCGGGAAUGACUCAGGCGGCACUGAAUGCUGCUCCUUCACCUGGUGGUCUUGGUGGGCCUCCUAUGCGAGUGGACAACAGCGGGAACCCCUAUGCAUAG
Molecule: messenger RNA, 1944 nt
Organism: Dissoconium aciculare CBS 342.82
Lineage: Eukaryota; Fungi; Ascomycota; Dothideomycetes; Mycosphaerellales; Dissoconiaceae
Exons: 2
Coding region: 1-1944 (647 amino acids)
Source: RefSeq, a predicted model, not a curated record